Vittaforma corneae ATCC 50505 is the source of this 573-nucleotide messenger RNA. RefSeq lists its product as uncharacterized. The record is from RefSeq and is a predicted model, not a curated record. NCBI's taxonomy places the organism in Eukaryota, Fungi, Microsporidia, Nosematidae. Bases 1 to 573 code for a protein of 190 amino acids. The transcript has a single exon.
AUGGAAAAGUACUCUAAAUUCAAAGAUCCUCUAACAGGAAUAAACCCAUUUCUCCAGCCAAAACCCAAGCCCAUAACAAUGGCAGUCUUUUUCUUGGCCAUUAUUAGAUUUCCAAUUUACAUUCUGUUUCUUUGUGGUUUGCCUGUUGUGGGAAUGCUCAUCAGAAUUAAUAGAAAAGACAACAUUUCCCCAAGCGGAUUUAUUGUGUGCAACUCGGCAAGCGAAUUUGACAAAGAAAUUAUCAAAAAAGCGUUUGGAAUCAAGCAAUUUGGGCAUUUCAAGCAUAAAACCUGCGUCUGUUUUCCUGAAAAGACAAAUUCCAAUAACACCGCUAUUCUCAGCUUUAAGGAGCCUGGCUACUGUGAUUAUUCAAUAGGAUUGAAGUAUUCAAGCGAAUGUAUUUACAUGUAUGGCAACAGAUUCCUGUGGUUUGUUAGGUUUCUGGGAAGCUUUAAUACUGUUGAUGUUAGAGUAACAAAAGGAUCCAGCCUGGAAAUGGCAACAUCUCUCCCAAAAGUCAUGCUUGGCUUUACAGAUAAAGAGAGGUUUCUUACACUCAUUAAACAAAAAUAA